CCAAACUUUUCGAAGUUCGAGCGUUGACGUUGCGCAGUCGGUUUUCAUUUUUCAGUUCGAGCAGCACACACAACUCGUUCGCAAGGUGAACGUGAAGACACAGUAAAAAACACAAUAAAGCAAAAUGUCCAAUCUGAAAUGUUUCGAUGAUGAGGAGCGUGAGUCCAAAUAUGGACGUGUCUUCGCUGUUUCGGGUCCUGUGGUCACCGCCGAGGCCAUGUCCGGCUCUGCUAUGUACGAGCUGGUGCGCGUCGGCUACUACGAGCUGGUGGGUGAGAUCAUCCGUCUGGAGGGCGAUAUGGCCACCAUUCAGGUGUACGAGGAGACCUCCGGCGUGACUGUCGGCGAUCCCGUGCUGCGCACAGGCAAGCCCCUGUCCGUGGAGCUGGGCCCCGGUAUUAUGGGCAGCAUUUUCGACGGUAUCCAGCGUCCGCUGAAGGACAUUAACGAGCUGACCAACUCCAUCUACAUCCCCAAGGGUGUGAAUGUGCCCGCCUUGUCGCGCACCACCGCCUGGGAGUUCAAUCCCCUGCACGUGAAGGUCGGCUCCCACAUCACCGGAGGUGAUCUGUACGGUCUGGUCCACGAGAACACCCUGGUCAAGCACAAGAUGAUUGUCAACCCACGCGCCAAGGGCACAGUCCGCUACAUUGCCCCCUCCGGCAACUACAAGGUCGAUGAUGUCGUCCUGGAGACAGAGUUCGAUGGCGAGAUCACCAAGCACACCAUGUUGCAGGUGUGGCCCGUGCGUCAGCCCCGUCCCGUCACCGAGAAGCUGCCCGCCAACCAUCCCCUGCUGACCGGACAGCGUGUCCUCGACUCGCUCUUCCCCUGCGUCCAGGGCGGUACCACCGCCAUUCCCGGUGCCUUCGGUUGCGGCAAGACUGUCAUCUCCCAGGCCCUGUCCAAGUACUCCAACUCUGAUGUCAUCGUCUACGUCGGUUGCGGCGAGCGUGGUAACGAGAUGUCUGAGGUAUUGCGUGACUUCCCCGAGCUGUCCGUGGAGAUCGAUGGCGUCACCGAGUCCAUCAUGAAGCGUACCGCCCUGGUGGCCAACACCUCCAACAUGCCCGUGGCUGCCCGUGAGGCCUCCAUCUACACCGGCAUCACCCUCUCCGAAUACUUCCGUGACAUGGGUUACAACGUCUCCAUGAUGGCUGACUCCACCUCUCGUUGGGCCGAGGCCUUGCGUGAGAUUUCGGGUCGUCUGGCUGAGAUGCCUGCCGAUUCCGGCUACCCAGCCUACCUGGGUGCCCGUCUGGCCUCCUUCUACGAGCGUGCCGGUCGCGUCAAGUGCUUGGGUAACCCCGAGCGUGAGGGCUCCGUCUCCAUUGUGGGCGCUGUGUCGCCUCCUGGUGGUGACUUCUCCGAUCCCGUGACCUCCGCCACUCUGGGUAUCGUGCAGGUGUUCUGGGGUCUGGACAAGAAGCUGGCCCAGCGCAAGCAUUUCCCCUCCAUCAACUGGCUCAUCUCCUACUCGAAGUACAUGCGUGCCCUCGAUGACUUCUAUGACAAGAACUUCCCCGAGUUUGUGCCCCUGCGUACCAAGGUCAAGGAGAUCCUGCAGGAGGAGGAGGAUCUGUCUGAGAUCGUGCAGCUGGUCGGCAAGGCCUCUCUGGCCGAGACCGACAAGAUCACCUUGGAGGUGGCCAAGCUGCUGAAGGACGAUUUCCUGCAGCAGAACUCCUACUCGUCGUACGAUCGCUUCUGCCCCUUCUACAAGACCGUCGGCAUGCUGAAGAACAUCAUCGACUUCUACGACCUGGCCCGUCACUCUGUCGAGUCGACGGCCCAGUCCGAGAACAAGAUCACCUGGAACGUUAUCCGUGAGGCAAUGGGCAACAUCAUGUACCAGCUGUCCUCCAUGAAAUUCAAGGACCCCGUCAAGGAUGGUGAGGCCAAGAUCAAGGCUGACUUUGAGCAGCUGCACGAGGAUCUGCAGCAGGCCUUCAGAAAUCUGGAGGACUAGAGCGCGUUGGCCUUACUUUUACAAUCUAAUCUUAUAUUUGUUAUAUAGUUAACUUUUAAAAUGAAGGCAGUCUAAAAACCAGUACCGUGCGUACAGUUACGUCAAAAACAACUAAAUAGCCUUCUGAAAAAAAAUAAUUGUGAAGAAAAAGAAGAACACCAACAAUUCCGUGCUGCAUUCAAAAGUUUCCAAAAACAACAACAACAAAAAAAACAAAACAAAACAAAUCAAAUCCAUCAACAAAAUUCCACUACUUUUCGAUGCCUGCGAGAGAUGCAAAACAUUCCGGCCUGCUGCUGAUACUUCAUCAUCGAGAAAUGCAACCCGUCAGGGGGCGCAGGCAGGGUCACGUCCACCUGCAACGCCAAGCCAAGCCAGGCCAACCAACUAACGAACGAACGUCCUUCUAUGUACUUCCAAUUACAACACUGAAUAAAAGACACGCACAAACAUGUAGUACAGUGCCGAAGUAGUAAGCGGAAACACCACACACACCGCACACCCACACGCCACACGCCACACACAAAAGACACAUAUACAAAUGCAUGCAUAAAUAGUAUUAUUGUUUAAUGAAUGGAAAUUCUUGUUUAUUUGUGAAAAA
Molecule: messenger RNA, 2570 nt
Organism: Drosophila obscura
Lineage: Eukaryota; Metazoa; Arthropoda; Insecta; Diptera; Drosophilidae
Gene: Vha68-2
Product: V-type proton ATPase catalytic subunit A
Exons: 5
Coding region: 125-1969 (614 amino acids)
Biological process (GO): ATP metabolic process; proton transmembrane transport
Cellular component (GO): proton-transporting V-type ATPase, V1 domain; lysosomal membrane
Molecular function (GO): proton-transporting ATPase activity, rotational mechanism; ATP hydrolysis activity; ATP binding
Source: RefSeq, a predicted model, not a curated record